AUGGCCGCGUCUUACGUAACAUCUGCACUCGAUGCUCUCGGCUUUGACGUCCAGGACUGCUGCAACGAACUCGCCUUCUGGGCCCUCAGAGCAGAUGACUACCCUGAUGCCUACGAAGCAUGGAACGCAGCCUUCUGGCAUCGCAACACACCUCCCACUGUUCACGACGUUGAGUGGUGCAACGCUCUCGAACUUAUUGGUCUAAGCCUGCAUAUCCACAACCGCUCCGCAGAAGCUGAAACGUACCUCCAAGAAGCGCUUGCGUAUAAGGAAAGGACACUUCCACACGGCAACAAAAGAGUGUAUGAAUCUCUUGUCGGGAUUGCGAGAGCGCUGGUCGCUCAGAGCAAAUACGUGGACGCAGAGGCGUACUUCCGGCGUGCACUUGAUGGCUAUAGGCGGCUGUUUCCAGAGGAGAACAGAGAGUUGUUGCAGAUUACCAAUGAGCUUGCAUAUAGUCUGGCGUGUCAGGGUACAUCUCGCACGGUACGAGAAGCGGAGGCAUUGGCGAGAAAGACAUUGAAGAUAAGAGAGAAAAUUUUGGGGAGAAUGCAGCAAGAGACGGUAGAAAGUGUGUGGACCUUGGGUUUUGUGGUGGAGAAGGCUGGGAGGAGAGGUGACGCGAGACAUCUGUACGAGAGGGUAUAUAGAGAGGGGGGAAGGUUGUUGGGGCAGGAGCAUGUUGAUGUUUUGGACUACAGAAGCGAUUUGGAGAGACUUGGAAGAGAAAACGAUGAGGUGGUACAGUGUUUACUGUUUUGA
Molecule: messenger RNA, 762 nt
Organism: Alternaria atra
Lineage: Eukaryota; Fungi; Ascomycota; Dothideomycetes; Pleosporales; Pleosporaceae
Exons: 1
Coding region: 1-762 (253 amino acids)
Molecular function (GO): protein binding
Source: RefSeq, a predicted model, not a curated record